AUGAAGUGGAACCGGAAAUCCUACCAAGCGAAAAAACGUGGUAAUGAAGAUGGCGACCAGCAAGAUUUUAGAAAACGCAAUCGUGUGGCAAAGAAUGAUUAUCGUUAUUUAGUGGCCAGUAGUGAUGCCGGUUCAAUAAUCGGACGUGGUGGACAUAAUAUACAAAACCUUCGAAGUAAACACAAAACAAUUAUACAAGUUCCUGAUUGCGAUGGCCCCGAGCGUAUUCUGACAAUAAGUGGCGAUGUAGAUGCGGUGUUAGACACUUUAAAAGACGUUUUACCAACUAUGGCUGAAAAUCAAAGAGCUCGAAAAGAUCAAUGUGAAUUACGGGCUCUUAUUCAUCAAAGUCAAGCGGGUGCAAUUAUUGGAAAGGGAGGGGACAGAGUGAAAGAAUUACGGCAAAAGUAUAGUCUUGAUACAAAAGUUUUCCCUCAAGUUUGUCCGGGUGACUCAACAGAAAGAGUGAUUUCAUUACGUGGAGCUCAAAUCGAUAUUCUACGUUGUCUGACAGAAGUGUAUAGUAUUUUGGAUCAAACUCCUAUUAGAGGACCAAGUCGUCUUUAUGAUCCGUUUACAUAUGAUGGUUAUAAUGUUGAGGAGUAUGGUGGCUUUUUUGAUCAAGGAGAGAUGGGUCCUUGGCGCGCAGCAGGAAAUCGCGCUAGACAAGAAUAUGAAGGUGAUAGUCGAGGUGGAAACUAUAAUCCUAGUCAAUUAAGUGGGAAUUAUAAUGAAGGACAAAAUAAUUAUGGUGGUGGCUAUAAUCAUCAUAUGGGUGGUGGUGGUGGUGGAAUAAAUUCAAAUAGUUAUCGUGGUCAAAAUCACGAACCUGCUAGUGACUCAAUUACAACACAAGUAACACUUCCCAAUGAUUUAUGUAGUGCGAUUAUUGGUCCUAGGGGCACGAGAAUAUCGCAAAUACGAAAGCAGUCAGGAGCUGGAAUUCGUAUCGACGAUCCGCUAGAGACGAAUGAUCGUAUUAUCACAAUAACCGGUACACAACAACAAAUAACACAUGCCCAGUAUCUAUUACAAAUGGCUGUUAAGCAGUCAGGUCUCUACAAUGGCUAA
Didymodactylos carnosus is the source of this 1071-nucleotide messenger RNA. The record is from the annotation of a GenBank genome assembly. NCBI's taxonomy places the organism in Eukaryota, Metazoa, Rotifera, Eurotatoria, Philodinida, Philodinidae.